CUGAAACCUCAAGAGCUCCUGGUUCUACAGACCAUCUGAUGGCGCUCGAGCAUGGUAAAGGCUUUUACGUUCAACCAGUAGAGAACAGAUGAGGCUGAGACCUCGGGGAGUACAUAGUUUCAAUAUUUCCGCACUUGGGAAGCACAAGAUGUCGAGGAAGAUGACUGGUACCCCGAUCCGUCAGAAGCCUUCAUAUUAAUAUCCCGUUGGAAACAGGAAGGUGAAUGCUGCUCACUUGGCCUUCGAUGCUUUGUGACCUUUCUCGGCAAAAGACCAGCAGACCACGGUUGAUGGCUGCCUCCUCAGACGCACAACCGUGUCAUCUUCACCACUGAACUGACCCCCACAGGCACACAAAAGGAGACAAAGUAGGAGGAGGAUCUGAAUCUGGGUAUGCUGACUGGUGCAGUGCAACCGAAAAUCACCAGUCACUCUCCUUGGAGAAAAAGACGUCUGCGCCCCAGUGCAAUAUGCCGGGAUCUCGGUCAUCAGGCAGCACGAGCGCCGGUGAGCGUGAGGAUAUCGACACCGGAGAGGCCGAUGAACAGUCACCGCUUCUUCAAGAUGCUAAAGGCACCGUCGGCUUCGACACUAUAUCAUCACCUGUCCAACCCAGACAUAGUUCACGGCAGCAGCCAAGUCGAAGUCGCAGCAGUCCAAGCACUAGCUCAAAGAUCUCUACCAUGGACUUUGGCUACCCAUCGAAAUCAACCCCAGACUUAGCAAGACGCUGGACCAUAUCAGAAGAAGAAGACGACGGAAAAAUGCCCUCAUCACCACCACUACCACCCAUUAAAACCAGCACCGACACAGGCUCAACAUCCAAAGCGCCCGCCGUCACCCCAACAAUGACACCAGUCCAAGCAGCAGCCGUCCGGUCCUUUACGGCAGCCGAACGCGGAAUUCUCAAAGCCGACACCAACCUAUCAUGGGGCGAUCCAGCCGGUCUUCCCAUACGUGGGACCAACGAUGAGAACCUGGUGAUCUUCCGGCGGGCAAUCGGUAUCAACAGCGGGCUGGCCGGGGAGUCGGACCCGCGAAGCCUGGAGGAAGGCCGCAAGCGGGCGGUGGGCAUGUACGCGGCGACGAUGAAGGCGCAGCGAGAAAAGCGGGUGAAACAUGCACUUAUCGACUUUUUGCUUUAUGCCAGUCAUCUGGCGCAGAUCUUGAUUGGGGCUACUUUGACUGCUUUUGGCCCCUCAGCAGGUAAACACGCUAUCCUCAUCACCGUCCUAGGCGCCAUCAACACCGUCAUCGCCGGCGUCCUAGCGCUCAUCAAGGGUCAGGGCCUGCCCGAGCGGCUGCGGCACGACCAGGCCGAGUUCAGGAAACUGCAGGACUGGAUCGAGCAGACCGAGGCGCUGCUGGCCGUGGGCGUCAUUGGCAGGAACCGCAAAGAGGUCGGGCUGUUGGUCCAGGUCGCGUUUAGGAAGUACAAUGCUGUGAGGCAGUCGGAGGAGAAUAAUCGGAAUGAGAAUUAUGUGAGGGUUAGCGCCGCGCCGGAUCCGUUGGGGGGGAAUAGCGGAAGUGCGCCGGCGCCGAUGGAUCAUGGUGGUGGUCAUACGGGGAAGUUGUUGGAUCUGGAACAUCAUGAUGCGGGGAGUGCUGGGGGGCACCAGAGUGUUGGGGAUGGGCAUGCGGGAGGGAGUUCACAUGCUGGGCAUUAACAGAGUGUUAAUCGAAUAUCGAUACAUGUCCAAAAUGUCUGGUGUUGAUGUGGCCGUCGAUGUUUAUCCGUGUCUCUCCAUGCACAACGGGUGAGCGUUUUGGCUUGGAUUGUGGUAGACUUCCACUUCGCAUCACCUCUCGAUAGGUUAUCAAUUGAAUUGGGCAGUAGACUGAUGGACACGACAGGACUUGGUAUUGCUGUGAUGUGAAGGGUAGGUGAAUUUUGUGCAGACGAGAGGAUUGAAGCGUUUGCCUUUCAGGGUGGUGAGAUCAAGGAUGGAACCAAUUGGAGAAAAUUGACAGUUGGAU
Neurospora tetraspora is the source of this 1977-nucleotide messenger RNA. RefSeq lists its product as uncharacterized. The transcript has 2 exons. Lineage: Eukaryota; Fungi; Ascomycota; Sordariomycetes; Sordariales; Sordariaceae. Bases 471 to 1667 code for a protein of 398 amino acids. The record is from RefSeq and is a predicted model, not a curated record.